Messenger RNA from Racocetra persica, 819 nucleotides. The record is from the annotation of a GenBank genome assembly. NCBI's taxonomy places the organism in Eukaryota, Fungi, Glomeromycota, Glomeromycetes, Diversisporales, Gigasporaceae.
AACCUGAUGUGUCCAUAAAUUGUCCAUUUGGAAUUAUCGGUGGCAUCGGUUUGAUUGUUGGUGUUCAGAUAUAUUGGCCUGCAUUUGUGAGAUCUUGUAAGGAUUGUAUUUCCGAACAAGCGAAAAGCGCUCGGCAAUUAGAGUAUGAAUAUCAAAUUGAUAAAAGUAUUAUUGAUGGAAUUCCACCUCUCGUACCUUGUCCAGAUGAUGGUGGUAAGACACAAUAUUAUUGGUUGCCUCAUGCAAUUUCCGUGCAAAGGAAAUUACAAACUGAAUCGAAUUCGGAUGAGCCAAAACUAGAGAUUGGUCAUCUUAACGAAGAGAAUAUUGAACGUCAUCUUUUGGUAACGCAAUAUUGGAAAGAGCAAGUUUUGCAUCAGCAAAACAAAGUUCAAACAAUUGUUAGAGAAUUUUACGAGAAAAAAAUGUUAAACACAUCAGAUAUCUUUACGAAUAAUCCAGUGAUUAAAAAUAUUAUGGGCAAAAUUUUGAUCAAUCCAUUUGUUGAGCAAGAUUUCAAAUCAUUUAUUGAAGAACUUAAAACGGUUGUGAAAAGAGAUAAUCAUUUGACAAAUCAUAGCGAGUACGGACAUUCGACUAUGGAUGUUAAGUCUUCCAAAGAUUCUAAACCUAAUAAACCACAAAGGAAAAAUUUGAAGACAUACCCAUCUGAUUAUGAGCCUGUGAAAAAAGAAAAGGAGGUGAAAAAAGAAAAAGAGGAUUCAGUGCCUUUCUCAAAAUAUCCAUUCGAUCAUGGAACACCAACAAUCAAACCGAUGCCACCGAUAAUUCCAAAUGGACAAUUUAUGGACACAUCAG